ACCUGUGCUUGGGACGCCGCUUCCAAGUACUUGCUCUUUGUCAGGGCCUAUUCGGGUUGGAAUAUGAUUCUCGAGCCUUUGAGCUUGCCGUUCGCUUCUGCUUCUUCUGCUUCUUGAUCCUUCUUCAGCUAUUAGAGGAAGGGAAGCCAAUCGCUUUUUCUCCUUCAUAGCUGGCUCGCCAAGCAUUGCCUGCCGCUGUCACCCGAAGGACGGCACUGCUCUUGUGCUGGAAACAAAGCUCUCACUUGGACAUUCUCAAUCUCAGCAUUGAUUGGCCAAUCCAUACCGUCGUUAAGGAGAGGACGACCUUGAGGCCACAGGGAUAUCCGCACACUCGCUUUCCUGGACCAGAACACAAGAUCGGAACAUACAUCGAGUCGUUCGAAUGGACUUGUGAUACCGGCAUGUUUAUGCCUUCCAUCGAACCUUGACUCGGAAGUCUGCCUCUCACCCGCUGGAAGAACGACACAAUCAGACGGCAUGGCUUCAUCUUUGUCACAUUCAGACCUCACCAUCAUCUUGGCCACAGUCAUUCCGGGCGUAUUCGUGAUUCUUCUGGGUGGCUUCAUCUACUACCGGGUUCAACGACGCAAAGCUCGAUUCCGUAACCGAGGGAUUACGCCGAUAGACGACGAGGAAAUUGAGUCCUGGAAGGUUGACCGGAGACAUACUGCUGGAAGCGACGAAAAGCCGCCACACUCCCCCGUUUUCACCGAGUCGAAACGAGCUCAACACAGCCACCAUGCGAGCUCAUCCAUUGGCUCUGCCAAGUCCCCAGCCGUCAUUGUAUACCAGAAUCGAAUCUCGGAUGAGCAGCCUCCCUUUUCCCCCGUCCGCGGGAAGAUGAGCAUCGAUAUCCCAGCGUCACCGGUUCUUGCCCGAGCGCCAAACUCUCGGCCGGGCCUAACAGACGAGACGGUCCGGGGCGACCAAGCCUACGUCAACAUCAAGCGUGCUCCAUCCGCCCGACUGUCCAAGGCCAACCCUCCUCGCCAUGCUCGGACCAAGAGCUCACGGAGCACGCGAAGCAGCUUCGGCUCGAACGUGAGGCGUGACCAAUGGUACGGCCAUGCUUCAGAGCAAAACUCGCCUCGGCCAUCUGCCGAUAUGUACACCAAGUCAGGGUCCCCCUCAGCCCGCAGGGCCACCAUCUCGACGCCAGGAAGCCAUGACACUUUCAGCUCUCGAGAUGACGACUUUCCAUUGACUGGUCUCUCACCACGACCAGCGGUGCUCAGGUCAGAUAUUGGACGGGCCAUUGGCUGA
Molecule: messenger RNA, 1266 nt
Organism: Trichoderma reesei QM6a
Lineage: Eukaryota; Fungi; Ascomycota; Sordariomycetes; Hypocreales; Hypocreaceae
Exons: 2
Coding region: 481-1266 (261 amino acids)
Source: RefSeq, a predicted model, not a curated record